Messenger RNA from Hydractinia symbiolongicarpus, 1855 nucleotides. RefSeq lists its product as uncharacterized. The record is from RefSeq and is a predicted model, not a curated record. The transcript has 6 exons. Lineage: Eukaryota; Metazoa; Cnidaria; Hydrozoa; Anthoathecata; Hydractiniidae. The coding region runs from base 555 to 1343 and encodes 262 amino acids.
GUCAGUUGCUAAUAUUAAUUUGAGCAUAAGUAGCAUGUAGUUACAUACAAGCACAUCUGGACUGAGAGUUAACUAGUUAAAACUAAUUGAAGCCAUAAAAGUUUCUUGCCAAAAUGUAUUUUUCAAAUAUUUUUUUCUGAUACAAAACAUGUAUGCGAAUUAACGGAAAGGCAGUCAUUGCCCCAUUUUUUAAAUAACCUCUCAGAUGAAGAUAUCGUUACACUCCGUUGUAAGUUUAAUAUCAGAACACCAAAUAUGGAAUCAAGGGUUCAAAGUCAUAGGCUUAAACAUCAAAACAAACCCCACGUGCGCGCGGGAAAAUCAUAUCAUCCAAGGAAAUUGAGUUAGUACAUAUUUGAAGCUAGUCCAUUUUUUGAAAUAUUAAAAAUUAUAUAUAAAACGUUUAUUUACUUUGUGCUGGGUGCUUGUUCUCGGCUAAACUAUUUGUUGUAGAUAGUUUGUGGAAGAAUUAGUAUGGAAACAGAAAAGACAGGUGAGAAAAACUGUAUUUUCUUUAUGAAAGUUGUCUCGCCAAAUGUUUUACCUUUUUUUCAAUGAGUGUUUUCUUGUUUGUAGAAGAAUCAAGUUCGAACGUUAUCGGGGAAAAGCUUUUAUACAAAGCCAUUAUAAGGGAAACUAGGGAAGAAUUAGGUUGCUUGAAGCAAAAUAUAAACAAAGCAAAGUACUCAAUAAUCGUUGACAGUUCUUCGGAAGAUGAAUGCAACACAGAGCUAAAUAAAAUAUUUUCAGAUGUUGAAAAAGAAGUUUCUAAGCAAACUAAAAGAUACAACCGCAGAAGAGAAAAGAAGCUUCAAGCACUUCAAGAUGAAGUUAUAAUUACCCAUGAUGAAAGAUCGGAUUCACCUGCCGAAAAGCAAAGUGAUGGAAUUAAUACGGAAUUCCCUGAAAAGGUCAUCACAGAAAAUGUAACCACCUUUCAAUGUGAUGAAUGCGACGCAAACUAUACACGCAAAAAUAAGUUAAAAGCGCAUAUGUUGAAGAAACAUAACACUACGUUAACUGAUCAGGGUAAGCGUUCAAAAUGUACAUUCCCUGGUUGUGAAGAGACUUUUUACCACAAAAGUAGAAUGAUAUCACACCUAAACACAUUCCAUGGUACGAAGACAAACGUUCGUAACUUGGUAUUUGAGGACGAACAGAUGUUCAUGGAAUGGAAAGAAAAAGAAGAAUUAGAUAAACACAUAUAUUUUUCAAAACAAAGAGGGGAUGGCGACUCUAAAUUUACGAAAUACGCUUAUUACGUUUGCCAGCAUGACGGGGACGGAAGAUCGCAUAGAAAAGAAGGUGAACCAGCUCGAAAAACAAGCUGGCAAGCUAACUGACAAAUGCGAUCCAAUGGGCUUUAGAAGACAUAUAUAUAAGACGAUUGUCGGAAAUUGUAUUUCAUCUGCACGUACAUGGAAGAAUAUUCAGAAAGAACAUUCAAUGUGUCGGGCAUGUCUAAAAAAACCCAAAGACAACGAAAUUGACUGGGUGCAAUGUACACGAUGUCCGCAAUGGUAUCAUUGCAAAUGCGCUUCUUUUACGGCGGAACAAGCCGAUUUAUGAUGACAUUUAUCUGUUAUUUCUAGUUAUUUCUAGGGACCUUACACUAUUUUUAAUUUUUUUAAAUGUUUUUUAGAUCAUCAUCAUUUUGUUGCUUAACUGGAAAUAAAUCAAAAUAAAAUAAAGUGAUCUACCAACUAUCUAGUUAAACUUUUUAAAACACAAUAUAACACAAAAUGCUUUGUUGCUUUUAUAUCUAAACCUAUGGGAGUGCGGUGAAAAGAGAGAUUCGUCUUAUUAUUAUAAAAAGAAAAAAUUAAUUUUAUUGUAAAAUGUUUCAAUUCCUUUU